This is a messenger RNA of Trichoderma harzianum CBS 226.95, 447 nucleotides long. RefSeq lists its product as hypothetical. Lineage: Eukaryota; Fungi; Ascomycota; Sordariomycetes; Hypocreales; Hypocreaceae. The annotation marks the transcript as partial. The record is from RefSeq and is a predicted model, not a curated record. The transcript has a single exon.
CGGGUCCAGGAACAGCGCCUUGGCCUUGGGAGGGGCAUUGGCGCUUCUUCCUACGCCAACACCAAACUAGGCGAUGACAUCGAUGAUCAAGGUGACAUGGAUCGGAUGAGCAGUGGCAAAGACUGGCCCAACCGUAUGUUUCUCCCUGCAUGUUUCGGGUUUCAUGGUUUAGCUUUUUUCUUUCCCUCGCCUUCGCCACUUGUUCCCCAGACGCCAGGGUUCAUGCAGCAUGCGGGUAGCACGCGUCAAUGCACCUCAGACAAGCUCAUCGAGGCAAAAAGUAUUAAGAAUGAAUGGUCAAUGGUUUGUGAGAUGCCGCCGGCUCAGCCGCCAUGUCAGAGACAACACCGACUACUCGUGCGAGUAUAUGUGACAAGGUCGCCAUUUUUAACUCAUGUCUCUCUUCAACCCAGCCUCUCUUCCCAGUUUUUUCAAUUGACUAGGUAG